GCAUUUUUAAUAAUGAUUAACCAAACAAAAUUAAUUGUGUAUUAAAUUUUUAAAACAUUUGUCAAAAAUGUAAUAAAUAUGUUUCUUGUAAACCUCUUAAGGUUUCUGCGUCGACGACUAGUUUUAGGAAUCAUAUUCGCAUUUUCUUUGAUCUACUGUGUUGUCAAUUUAAUACAAGAGCCAGGAGCUACCAGUAAUGUCGAUGUUGAAAUUAAAAGACAGUAUCCGUUUGUUUGGAGAGUUGACGAGGUGAUCAAUUCCAAUUCUUCUGACCUGUCGUUGGUUUGUAGAAAUUCUGUACAAGGGAGGUAUCUUAUAGUGGAUGAUAGAGGUGUGGUUUGCCAGCGUUCAGAUUUACUCCCAAACAACUGCUGCGCCUCAGGGCUCCAAUACAACUGUGAAUCCUGCAACAAGAACCACUGCUGUGCAAUAUACGAGUUCUGUGUAUCCUGCUGCCUUCGUCCCGAAAAGAAACAAAUCCUGGAAAAGAUCUUCCAGAAGGCUUCAGACCGUCACAGCGCAGUAUUAGCUUCGGUUAGAGACCAGUAUGAAUUGUGUCUCACCAAAUGCAGGACCAGUUCAUCGAGUGUGAAAUUUGAGAAUACUUAUCGUAAUCCAAGGUUGAAACAUUGUUAUGCUGAUGAGGAAUUGAGUUAGGAGGAUAAUAGAGGUUUUAGAUAACAUGCUAUGUACCAAAUUUAUAUUUUAUCUAGUUUUAAG
Messenger RNA from Ctenocephalides felis (cat flea), 720 nucleotides. RefSeq names its product UPF0454 protein C12orf49 homolog. The record is from RefSeq and is a predicted model, not a curated record. Lineage: Eukaryota; Metazoa; Arthropoda; Insecta; Siphonaptera; Pulicidae. Gene Ontology annotation, biological process: positive regulation of SREBP signaling pathway. The transcript has 3 exons. Bases 79 to 657 code for a protein of 192 amino acids.